Tribolium madens (black flour beetle) is the source of this 341-nucleotide messenger RNA. It is a transcript of the gene RpL39, whose product is annotated as 60S ribosomal protein L39. NCBI's taxonomy places the organism in Eukaryota, Metazoa, Arthropoda, Insecta, Coleoptera, Tenebrionidae. Gene Ontology annotation, biological process: translation. Gene Ontology annotation, molecular function: structural constituent of ribosome. The transcript is spliced from 3 exons. Gene Ontology annotation, cellular component: cytosolic large ribosomal subunit; ribosome. Bases 141 to 296 code for a protein of 51 amino acids. The record is from RefSeq and is a predicted model, not a curated record.
UUGUUUUAUUUUCAAAAACAACAAUUUUUUAAUUUUUCUAAUUUAUGUUGGUGCUACGUUUUCCUCCAAAAAGGCAAUGAUACCAACCUUUUUCUUUCUUUCUUGUCAACUGUCAAGUGUUGGUCGAAGAAGGAGCAAAAAUGUCUGCUCACAAAACAUUCAUAAUAAAGCGGAAGCUUGCCAAGAAGCUUAAACAAAACAGGCCUAUUCCUCAAUGGGUCCGUAUGAGGACAGGAAAUACAAUUAGGUACAACGCUAAGAGGCGUCACUGGCGCAGAACUAAACUCAAGUUGUAAAAUGUUUAUGGAUAUGGCAUAUAUUUAAUAAACUAUUUGUCAUAA